AUGGCUCUCUAUAGGGGGAACUCGCGCAAGCUCAUUGCCUCACUAGGCGCUGUCCUAGUCCUCUUUGUCCUUGUCCACCAGCUCAGCUACGUCGACUACUACACCCUCGUCGGCCAUAUCUCAGCGUCGACCGAGCUAAUCCAAGCCUGCCCUCGGCCUAAUCGCCCAAAACAUAAAACGUCCCACGACGCUCGCCAGGCCGUCGCCGGCCGAAACAUCCCCAACAUUGUCCACCAGAUCUGGAAAACGGCCGACGUGCGCACCUACCCGGCAUGGUCGUCUCGCGACUCAUGGAGGGCCGGGCUAGAGCCCUUCAACUACACGGUCUGGCUGUGGACCGACGACGACAUCGUCGGGCUUAUUAGGGCCGAGUACGCGUGGCUGCUGCCUACGUACGAGGGUUAUCCACAAAACAUCCAGCGAGCCGACGUAGCUAGACUGGUGGUGGUCCACGCCCACGGGGGAAUCUACGCCGACCUGGACGUGCACCCCAAGUCGGUCCAGGGGGUAUCCUGUCUGCAGCGUCUUGGGCUGGAGGCCAUCUUUGCCCCGACAUCGGGAGCCCUGGGUCUGAGCAACCACUUCUUUAUGGCGGAGCGCGCCUCGCCCUUCCUCCUGUGGGCGCUGCACGAGGCCAAGCGGCGCGGCGCCUCGACGUCGCGACGCAUCAUCCUGCCGUACCUGCAAGUCUUUUGGUCCACGGGGCCGAUGAUGGUGACGGCGGCGUCGCGCGACUAUGACCGGGCCCGGGCCGCGACGCAGCCGGUGCUGGGCGUGCUGGACGACGAGUACGGCGGAACGGUGGUGCGGCACGCGGCGGGCCGGUCGUGGCACCGGUCCGAUGGGCGGCUGUUCAACUAUCUCGGGGACCACGUGCAUGUCGAACAGCCGUGGGUGGGCUUCCCCUUGCUGGUGGCCGCUCUAGGGCUCGUGUGUAUCAUGGUCCGGCGACGAGGUUGGCGGUGGCCGGCGUCUCGUCCUGGAAAGGGGGUGUCCUUUUGA
Molecule: messenger RNA, 1002 nt
Organism: Hirsutella rhossiliensis
Lineage: Eukaryota; Fungi; Ascomycota; Sordariomycetes; Hypocreales; Ophiocordycipitaceae
Product: glycosyltransferase sugar-binding containing DXD motif domain-containing protein
Exons: 1
Coding region: 1-1002 (333 amino acids)
Biological process (GO): mannosyl-inositol phosphorylceramide biosynthetic process
Molecular function (GO): mannosyltransferase activity
Source: RefSeq, a predicted model, not a curated record